Messenger RNA from Hemisphaericaspora subhashii, 447 nucleotides. RefSeq lists its product as uncharacterized. Gene Ontology annotation, cellular component: nucleus; cytoplasm. The record is from RefSeq and is a predicted model, not a curated record. NCBI's taxonomy places the organism in Eukaryota, Fungi, Ascomycota, Pichiomycetes, Serinales, Debaryomycetaceae. Gene Ontology annotation, biological process: proteasome assembly. The transcript is spliced from 2 exons. Bases 1 to 447 code for a protein of 148 amino acids.
AUGUCAUUAAGAAUAAUUCCUAAUAAUCAAAACGAAGGGUCAGUAAACACCACCAAAUUCGGAGAUGCAGCCGAACAUGCACCAGGAUUACAAGAUAUCUUACGUACACAAGAAGGACCACUUAACAUUGCCCUGAAAUUAAACAAUCGUCAUCCAUUGGAAGGUAGAAUAACCAAUUGGGACCAAACACAACAAGAUACCAAACUAGAGAUGUAUAGAAGAGUAUUUGGAGCUGGUGAACCAAUUAAACGUACUAUGGAAUUAGAGAUAAUUGAAGCUACUGAUUUCAAACCUAGUGUGUUGGGUGGUGUUGAUGGUAUGCAUAGAGAUAUGUUGUUGAAUAGGGAUAGUACUGUUGAUUGGGAAGAUGUUUAUCCUGGAGGAUUUGAGAGUGGGAAUAAUGUUAAGGAUUUCCAUACUGAAAUGGAAAAAAAGAUGGGAAUUUAA